GUCGAAUAGUUGACUUUUUCUUCAAUUUUAAAAAUUAAUAUUUUACAAUUAUUUUCAACAAAAGAGAUUUCUUUUGAAAAUGGGAAUUCAAAAAGAGUCUUUUCGGGGUUAUUCUAGUGCUCGACAGCUGUCAAAAAGAACCCUGGCUACAAUUAUUAUUUUGCAAUUGAUAUUAGUAUGUCAAGGGAAAGCGAUCGUGGAUGAUGACGAGGUUGUACAGUUCAAUUCCUCAAGUGAUUUCGAUUACUCUUUGGACUUUGAAAAUGAGCCAAAACCAGAUGAAGACACAAAUAUUGAAAUAAUUAACAAAGACGACUCUAAAUCAGUCACCAUUCUUUCGGUGCGAUCGCGACGAUUUUCAGUCAUCGGAACAAAAUGGAAUAAAACACAUCUCACUUGGAGAUUGGUAAAUAAAACUUUGACCAAUUUGGAUUCGAGCAAAGUGAGACAUAGAUUCGGAGAGGCUUUUGAUAAAUGGGCACAAGUUUCACGGUUGACAUUCGAAGAAUCGAACAGCACUGCCGCCGAUAUUCAAAUAUCGUUUAAAAGGCUGUCUGGCGGAUCUUAUGUAAAAAUCGAUGGGCCCAAGCCGAAUGAGACUUCCUGUCAUCCAUCUUUCAGUGAAAAUACCAACUGGGUUCUAUCGGGAGAAGAUGAACAUUCAGGUGUUUUAUUUUUCCCAUUGGCGCUUUAUGUUUUCGGUCAUGCAUUGGGUCUUUCGGAUUCUUCAGUGAAAAAUUCGGUGAUGUAUUCCCGAUACAUUAAACCUCUGCCGCAAGAGCUACACGAAGAUGAUAUAAUGGCGAUUCAGUUUUUAUAUGGCGAACCAGAACACAUUUCGCCACCAAACAUUUCAAUAAUGACAACUUCAACGGCUUUGUCUACACCAAUCAAAAUAACGCCAUCGAUAGAUCUAGUUAUAUCUUCUACGACGACAUUGGCCACAACGAGAGCAUUACCACCGUCAACGGAAACAACGACAACAAGCACCUCUUCAAAACCGCCGACAACAAAUCCCAAACCACAUGACACAACCACACGGUCGACAAAACCAUCAUUUUCCAGAAUAAUUGAACCAAUUUCCUUCACAGGAAGAACAACAACCACAUUUUUUAGAAGAAAAGCAAACAGUGACACUAAGAUUGUUAUUGGUCCAGAUGGCAUCGAAUUCAAUGGAAACAAAGUAAGCGGUGGCUUUGAUUCCAUUAUCAUAAAACGAAGACCCAUUGAAUCGAAAACGACUUUGAACUCAGCACAACCAAUAAUUUUUUGCAUUUUAUCCACUUGCCAUUUUUAAAACAUAUUUUAUAAGU
This is a messenger RNA of Contarinia nasturtii (swede midge), 1313 nucleotides long. RefSeq lists its product as uncharacterized. Lineage: Eukaryota; Metazoa; Arthropoda; Insecta; Diptera; Cecidomyiidae. Gene Ontology annotation, biological process: collagen catabolic process; proteolysis; extracellular matrix organization. The transcript is spliced from 5 exons. Gene Ontology annotation, molecular function: zinc ion binding; metalloendopeptidase activity. Bases 80 to 1297 code for a protein of 405 amino acids. The record is from RefSeq and is a predicted model, not a curated record. Gene Ontology annotation, cellular component: extracellular matrix.